AUGGACAGCAGAGCUUGUGCCACCAUGGCAGCAGCUGCCUGGGCCAGUGGAGUUCUCCAUGCUCUACUACACACUGCCAACACAUUUUCUCUGCCUCUCUGCCAUGGCAAUGCUGUGAACCAGUUUUUCUGUGAACUUCCACAGAUCCUCAAGCUCUCCUGCUCUGGUUCUUACCUCAGAGAAGUUGGACUUAUCAUAUUUAGGGCCUGUAUUUUUUUGGCUUGUCUCAUUUUCAUUGUGCUGUCCUAUGUGCAGAUCUUCAGGGCCAUGCUGAGGAUGCCCUCUGAGCAGGGACGCCACAAAACCUUCUCCACGUGCCUCCCUCACCUUGCUGUGCUCUCCCUGUUUCUCAGCACAGGCAUGGUUGCCUAUUUGAAGCCACCCUCCUUCUCCUCCCCAUCCCUGGACCUGGUGGGGUCAUUUCUGUACUCAGUGGUGCCUCCAGUAAUGAACCCCAUCAUCUACAGCAUGAGGAAUUGGGAGCUCAAAGAUGCCCUCAGGAAACUCUUUAUAUAUUGUUUUCUUCAGCAUUCAUUUUAUCUUCAUUAUCUUCACAUGAGUGCCACAAACUCAAGAAAAGCUAGGAAGGGUAUCAUGUAAUAUUUCAUAUAUUUUUUCCUCAUUUAUUUUUAAUAUUUACAAAAGUUUUUACUCCACUUACAUAAUACUAUUGAUUGGUAUUUUCCAUCUACAUUUUUUUUCUUACUUCUGAAAGCUUUAUUGCUCUUCAAGCAGUAGACUGUUUGAGAAGAUUAAAAAAAUAAAAACAGUAAGAAAAAAAUUAGACUGUCAUCUGUAUCUCAGAGGAGCGGUGCAGGAACCAAGAGCCCAGAGCCACACGGAGCAGCAGCCCUGGUGUCUGUGGGGCUGCCCCUCACCGCCUGCUGGGCGCUCCCUCUCUGCUGCCUUUGAGUUGUGCUGCUGCUUCCCUGCAGCCACAGCCACGGGCAGCAGCAGGACGUGGUCUUUUCAGUGCUGCUCUCUUUGCACCACCACGCUGUUCUCCGUUCUCCUUGCAUUUGUGUCAGCCCUCAGGUCCUGCAUUACGUAGCAGACCAACAAAAAAACACUUUGCCUGUGGUGUGCCUGGAGUUGGCUCAAAGGCUUGGAAGAGCAUUGCCAUGUCAACAGGAUGAAGGCUACAGAGUUGGGGGAGGAGGGAAUCCUAUGAAAAAUGACACAGCCUUGUUCUGUCCAAAAUGUUUUCACUGUGCUAUAGGAAUUUCUGACUGCAAACUUGUUUUUGAUGGACUUGUUUAUUGCCAACUCACUCACAGCCCUGGGUGGCCCACCUGUAAACUAAGGAGCCAAAGAAGGAUGCCAGAGAGAUCCUUGAGGUUCUGUUUUGAGACUUCCAUGCUACAAAAUUAUGGCUCAAGCAUGCUCACAAGCCAAGCACCCCCCACCUCCAUUGGCUGGAUCAAAGCUGGAACCCAGACCUGUGAUCUCUUUCUCUGUCCCUCUCUCUCUUUCCUGACCCAACUCUGUC
This is a messenger RNA of Lagopus leucura (white-tailed ptarmigan), 1489 nucleotides long. RefSeq names its product olfactory receptor 14J1-like. The transcript has a single exon. The record is from RefSeq and is a predicted model, not a curated record. Gene Ontology annotation, molecular function: olfactory receptor activity. The coding region runs from base 1 to 600 and encodes 199 amino acids. Gene Ontology annotation, biological process: G protein-coupled receptor signaling pathway. NCBI's taxonomy places the organism in Eukaryota, Metazoa, Chordata, Aves, Galliformes, Phasianidae. Gene Ontology annotation, cellular component: membrane.